UUAGGCUGAACGAUUUUGUCUGAAUCUCGGCUGCCAAGACAGUCCCUAUUUUUUGUCUCUCUUUAGAUUUUGAAAAAUGGCAGCCGUGUAAGAUUGAACUUGAUUCGAUGUUAAUGGUUUCGGAGUCAAAACUUCAGUCGUGUUUGUUGUGGUUUUGAAUGCUUGUUUGUAGAUUAAUUACGGACAUUGUCAUUCUUCUAAAUUUUCUUAUAAUUCUAAAAAUUUACUAAGAUAUGUUCAUAUCAAUAUUAGCUUUUCUUACUACUUUUUGGGAAAUGUCAGUGAACUAGAUGAAAAUUUUAUUUCUAUUUUCAAAAUUAAUAAAGUUUAGUAUGUCUGGAAGAAAAGAUAGAAUUUCUGCUUCAAGUAAUUCAUAUGAAAAUAGUAGUAGUGAUGCUGAAGAAUCUGAAAAUGUGGAUGAACGAUGUGGUCGAGUGUGUAAAGGAAGUAGUGGGUGCAGCUCUUCUCCAAAAUUAAAGCCUUGCCUCGUAAGUCGCAUGGGUGACCAUAUAGAGUCUUUGUCUUCUCCUUCAAGUAGUGGAAGUUCUAGAGAUUCCCCACCAUUAAAUUCUGACCCAAUACCAAAGUCUAGUGUAAUUUCUUCUGGGCCCAAAAAUAAAGUCCGGGCCCAUCCAAGUUUUCAAGUUUUGGGACCAGCUCGAAAUCAUGGUAGAGAUACAUGUUUAUCAGCAUUUCCAAUGGGAGCUAGUUGCUCAGCUCCAGUAGCCAAUUCAAGUGCUUUACCUGCUGCCAAUCAGGGAAUUAAUGCACAAUCUGUCAGUGAUGAACGAAUUACUCUUGUUGUAGAAAAUACCCGUAUUAUUGUGGAUCCAGCAUUAUUUGCUGCUCACCCAGAUACAAUGCUUGGGAGGAUGUUUGGAUCUUCCUUAGAAAAUAACUUUACUCGACCUAAUGAAAGAGGUGAAUAUGAAGUUGCAGAAGGCAUAUCAGCUACAAUUUUCAGAGCUAUAAUGGAAUAUUACACAACUGGUAUUAUUCAUUGUCCUCCAAGUGUAUCUGUUCCUGAACUCAGAGAUGCUUGCGAUUAUUUGCUUAUUCCAUUUGAUGCUAACACUGUAAAAUGUCAUAAUUUAAGAGGUUUUCUACAUGAACUUUCUAAUGAAGGUGCCAGACAACAAUUUGAAAGAUUUUUAGAUGAUCUUAUUCUUCCAGUUAUGGUAUCAUCUGCACAGCGUGGAGAUCGAGAAUGCCAUAUUGUUGUUCUAUUGGAUGAUGAUAUAGUUGACUGGGAUACUGAUUAUCCUCCACAAAUGGGUGAAGAGUAUUCACAAAUUGUUUAUAGCACUGCUCUCUACAGAUUUUUUAAAUAUAUUGAAAAUCGUGACGUUGCAAAACAAGUUUUAAAGGAAAGAGGUUUGAAAAAGAUAAGGCUUGGUAUAGAAGGUUAUCCUACUUAUAAGGAAAAAGUGAAAUGCCGUCCUAGUGGCAGGGCAGAAGUCAUUUAUAACUAUGUUCAAAGGCCAUUCAUUAGAAUGUCAUGGGAAAAGGAAGAAGCAAAAAGUCGACAUGUAGACUUUCAGUGUGUGAAAAGUAAAUCAAUAACUAAUUUAGCUGCUGCUGCAGCUGAUGGUGCUUUAGAAACUGUUGCUCCAGCCAAUAUAUCUCCUGCAACUGUCGAUGGAGCCGUUGGUGGCCCUGAAGAUGAAAGAGUGAUUCCUCCAUUUCCAUCUCCUAAAGAACCAUAUCCUGACCGUGUACCACCAGAUGAUCUAUCAUAAUCAUUAUUUAAUCCACUGAGACCUAAGUUUUUAAUAAUGAUCGAAAAUGUAAAUUUCAUUUAGAAAUAUGUAGUUUACAAGAAAAUAAACUCAUAAUUGUGAUUAAAAAAUCCAUUAUAAAAUUCAGUUAAUUAAACUUAUUAUUUUUGAAUUUAUUUGUUACAUAAAGAAAUGAUAAUUUUUAGUUUUUGGCUUUUCUUAACAUAAAACUCUUAAAAAGGUAACUUAAAUCUAACUUCUAACCUUUCUUAUAAUUAUUUAUUGUAAUUAAAAAUUCCGGCCUACGAGAGUAAAACCAAUAAUAUUUUUACGUAGACAGUCUCCAGGGUUGGCAUGGUAUUAACCAUGGGAUGUUUUUACCAGUAUUUAUCAUGGUUUUUACUGUUUUGGGAGAACUUGUUUUUACCAUGAUAAAAAACAUUCUCCAAGUAUUAACUUCAAACUAACAUUUUUCACAUCCCCCAAAAAAUUUAUUAUUAUUUCUGCUAUUUCUGUGAACUUCUUAAAAGCGUACAUAAAGCCAGUAUUGAAACUAGAAUUCGGAACAUAUAAAAUAGGCUUUUAUUGUAACAUUGCAGUGCAAUAUAUAAUCAUUUUAAGAACUAAUGUUCUAAAAAAUUUUGUAAGGGUCGAAACUUUUUUGAUACUCCUAAUAAAAUAUAUUUUGUCCUUAUCGGCCCUUUUUCACCUUUUUUUUUCUUUAUAUGUUUUUCUGUUAUAGAGCAAUAAUAUGACUUCAUAAUACUUAAUAUAACAAUCACAUAUUAUGAGAUCCCAUUUAAAAUGCUAAUAUUAAACUUUAAAAAAUGUUUGUUUGUUACUGGUUAAAAAUUACUAGCCUUCCGCUAUUGUAAAAAUAAAAUAUUUGUGUUUAAGUUAGCAAUAUUACUCGAAAUAGAGAUAAUUAAAAGACAUUUUCAUAUGUAGAAAAGACAUAUCAAUGUAGAAAAGUAAGAAACAAAGCAUCAUUUUUCUUUGUUUUCUUCUUACAAUCUUAACCCAAAAUGUUUAUGUUGCAAACAUUUGUAGGGAGUUAUUAACUUAGUAGUCUUAAUCCCUAAACGAAAAAUACCUAUGUUAUUUUUUGAAAUUUUGUUACGUACUUCAAAAGAAUGUGCCUUUACUUUUGUUGGUCACAAUGUAUCAUGCCAUCUAUUUUCCACCUUAUAGCUAACUAUUCAGAUCAACAAUCAGUGUUAUUAGUGAAGUCAAAAGCUAUUGCACUUCAUUUUAUUUUUUCCUAGCAAUUUGCAAAUAUUUUUUAUAUUUUGGCAAUUUAUUGUUAGUUAUUAAUUUAUUUGAGUUUUAAUAUUAGUUAAAGUGUAGUGUGUAGAAGAGAAUACAGUAUUAAGGUAAAACAAUGUCAUUUAGCAUUAAAUUGGUUUACUCACUUAUUACUACUUAUUAAUAAGUAAAAUAAUUUUUUUUUCUUAACCUAAUUUUAUAAAAAUAAAUGACAAAAGAUAGGUAAGAUGAAUCUUUAUUUUUCAGUACCCUUAUCCCCACUGUGGGAUUUUUAUUGUUCUAAUUAUUCUUUUAUAAAUAAAAGCAAGAAAAAAAUUUUAUUAAUAUUGUUCAAUUCUUUUUUUUAUAAAAUUCCAAAAAUUAUAAAGUUCGAAUUUUAUAAAAUUCCUAAAUUCAUGAUUAUUUUCUGUAUAUAAAUGCAGCUGUAAUAAGGUUAUGGUAUAUAGUGAUAUGAUAUAAUAAUGUAAUUUAUAACUAUGAUUUUUAAAUUAAAUUGAUGGUUGUUGGCUGAUAUACAUAUAUAUAAAUAUAUUUUAUCUGAUAAAUGAUUAUUAACUAAUUAUUAAUAUUAGCUAUAAUACGGAAGUAAUGUAUACUGCUCUCAGUUAUAAAUAACAAAACCACUAUAUCUAUAAAUUAAUAAACUUGGGUAUUAACCCAUUAUAAUAGUAUUUACUAGGGUUUUUCCAUGGUUUUUACUGCUGAAAGCUGGUUUUUGACUGGUAAAAACCCAACCCUGUCAGUCUCUUGUUAAAGGCAUACAAAUAUAAAAAAAGCAUAAAAUAUUAUUUUUUAAGCAUUAAUAUUAUACCAAAUGUUGUCCAAUAUUUUAGAUGCUGGGUCUCAGAAGGUUAAAUAUGCAAUUUUAUAAUGGUAUAUCUUUCAAGUGUAAAUAAGUAAAUAUACUUUUUGUGGUAAAGUCUUAAAUACUGAUAGAAAUUUCAGUGCACAAUUUAUUUUGUACUGUACUAAAAUUUCUCUCUGUUAUCUAAAUGGUUCAGCAGCUUUUAUGAUCAUAUUCAUCUGCUCUAUUAAUGUAUGACUGGAGUUUUAUAUAUUGUGUACUCAUAUUAUUUUUUACAACCUUAAAGUGCUCUUUAAGAAGCUUCUCAUUAAAUAUAUUCUUAACAUACAUUGGUAGACAUUUUAAAAAUAGAGUGCAUUUGCAAAUUUACUAACAUUAAAAUAUUUUUUAAUAAAUUUGAACACUGGGUGUUUAAAAAUUUCUUAAGUUUUUUCAUUUUUAAUAAAUGAAAAAAAAAUAUUCAAGUCUAAUAUAACAUUUAACGAAAAAUUUUACGAACCAGUUUACGAAAUUAACUCUAAAUCGCCAAAUAUGUUUUAUAGCUAAUGGAAUGUUUACCUUACCAUUAGAUACCUUGUAUUUUUUAAUUUUUAUUUCAGUUUAUCCUGUGUGUUAUUGCUACAAAUGUGCUUAAGGUUGAUGAAUUUUAAAAUUCACAUUUGUGGUUUAAUUCAUUAGUUUUAAAAAUAUGUAUGUGAGAACAUGGUGCUCUUUUAUAUUUGUGAUUAUAUCGCUAAUUGUUUACUACUUCAAUUGCAUCAUAUCCAUUUAACUUCAUAUUAUAUUAUUUAUUUUAAUAUUUUUGUUUUCUAAGUAAUUGUUUAAGUCAUAUUUAUUUUUUUAUAACUUGUGAAGAGAACGGUUUUGUUUAAUUUUACGAUUGGCUGGUAUCAUUAUCUCUGUUUUUAUCACUGUUUAUUAUUAAAAUUAUUUUAAAAGAUAUUAAAAUAAUAUCUAAAUGUAUGUGGUGUGUGUUUAAUAUGUGUUAUUCCAGGAAAGCAAUAUGUUUCUUUUCCUGUUCUUUAUGUGGUUUUCUCUGGAAGUUAAAGCAAGCUGUCUCUUUGUAUUGCAGUUGUGAUGGCAUAACAUUUUUUAAAAUGUUCAAUAAUAUUAUUAUUAUCAUUUCAUUUGUGAAUUCUGUGAUUUUCCUUGUUGUUUGUACUAUUGCUGUUGUGAAGAAAAGCUCGUGUUUAAAAUAUAUAUAUAUCUUUUUCAAAGCAUUUAGUUGAUAAUUUAUUUGAAUUGUAAAUUUGGUAGCACAUAGCUGAAUAAAUUUGUUUCAUUUUGCUUAAAA
Molecule: messenger RNA, 5083 nt
Organism: Parasteatoda tepidariorum (common house spider)
Lineage: Eukaryota; Metazoa; Arthropoda; Arachnida; Araneae; Theridiidae
Product: BTB/POZ domain-containing protein 10
Biological process (GO): positive regulation of phosphorylation
Cellular component (GO): cytoplasm
Molecular function (GO): protein binding
Source: RefSeq, a predicted model, not a curated record